AAGGGACUGACUGAUAAAGUGAAGGUUGUUGUUUUGGUCCUCGGGGCUCGAGCGUCAGACCCUCCCCAAACACGAGCGGGCUGCACAUUAGAUUUCCUGCUGGACCCACGAGCUGGUGCACUUUUAUAUUUAGCAGAGCUCGAGUUUCCAGAAGCCCAUUCACUGCCAGCAGACGAACAGCGACACAACGAAUAUCUCACUCUCUCUAUCUCUUCAGGCAACAACACAACUCACGCGUGUGUGUGUGUUUACAGUAUGUCCGUGUGUGUGAGAGAGAUGGCAAAUGUCAAAACCCCGACAAAUGCGAAUUAAGAGCCGAAUAGUGACCUUCUUGGGGAGAAACGGGCUGGUGAGAAUAUAAUUUCCAAACGCAUCUCGCAUUUACUGACAGAAUAAUAAAUAUUACAUUUGCUGAUAAAAGCAGUCAAGCAAUGUUAUCUUAUCAUACCUGAUGUGCGUACCUCAAUGACAGAGCAGAUUGCAAAACAGCAUUUUUGUGAAAGGAAAAAGGGGCAGAGACAUUAUAAAGGAAGUCUUUAAUAGCGAAAGAGGAAGAAGAUUGAUUUGACUUCCAGCAGUCUUGGGAACUAGCAGAUUCGAACUUCAGAAAUGCUCUGUUCUUCCUUGAAAAUGACCUAUUGCUGGAAGAUAUGCCUCCACCCUAUUUGUGUAUACUAGAAAUAUAUGAUGGCUCCACCCCAUUUUUGCAAGUUCAUGCUGCUGGAAAUUAUAUCAUAUAUAUAUUUGUCAGUACAGCUGUGAAGGAAACUGAACUGCUGACUUCUUCCUUCAAGACAGCCUGUUGUAAUGGAUGCAGAAGACCUUUUCAAAUGUCAUCAGAUUGCAUUUCCGUCGUGGAAUAUUUAUUUUGGGCUCUAAUGGAAUUUCCAGAACAGAUGUAGAAGACUUAAGAGCAGAGCGUUGGAAAUAUCUUAAGCUUCGCUUUUGCGUGAUGAAACUUGUCUUCACGGAAACUGUCAGUCUUAGACUCUCCUUAAACAGGUGAUGUAUGAAAGUCUUUUAGUGAUGGCUAUGAUAACACCACCGGAAAUCCUAAUUGCUGAGCCCAUUUCCAUUCCAAUCCUGAACAUUCUCCCGCCGUCGUCAGAUACGGAGUCAUGGUCCCGCUCUCCAAGCCCACGGGCGCAUCGGUACCGCUCACGCAGCCGAGAGAAGAGGAAAGCCAAGGUACAGCAAGAGGACAAAUCAGGAGAAAAGCAUUGUGAUAAACGGAAAGGUGAACUCGAUAGAAGCCCAUCACGUGCAUCUGCAUCCUCUCAAAUGGUUUGUAAUGUUGAUGAAGAAGAGCAGGGAAACCCCUGUGUGCUUCUGCUACCCCCAUCCCGCUCAUGGUCACGGAGCUCCUCCCUAAGCAGGCGCUCUCGCUGGUCUAUCCGUAGCCUUCUCAACAAGGACUCAGAUUGUGACAGCAGCAGUACAGCCAGUAACUCUCCACGCAGCACACCCGGCAGCUCGCCCUCCUUACGCCGGCGUGUGUUGGGAGGCAGAGCCAGUGAAGGAGAGACGACGGGAGAAAGAAGCGGUGGCGGUUCAGACAGCCCUCUGCCUCCCACUCCAUCCUCAUCCACCUCCUCCUACCCACUCGCAGCACGUCACUUCACCCGCAAUGCCAAGAAAAUGCAGAGCUGGUACAAUGUUCUCAGCCCUACAUACAAACAGAGGAACGAAGACUUCCGUAAACUCUUUAAAAAGCUGCCUGAUUCAGAGCGUCUCAUAGUGGAUUACUCGUGUGCACUUCAGAAGGACAUUCUACUCCAGGGCCGUCUCUACCUGUCGGAGAACUGGCUCUGCUUUUAUAGUAAUAUCUUCCGAUGGGAGACUACGAUCACCAUACUUCUGAAAGACGUGACCAAUCUGACCAAGGAGAAGACGGCCAAGCUCAUCCCGAACGCCAUCCAGAUCAGCACUGAAAACGAGAAGCACUUCUUCACAUCAUUUGGGGCGAGGGAUCGCAGCUACAUGAUGAUCUUCAGACUUUGGCAGAACGCAUUGAUGGAUAAGACUCUGUCUCCCAAGGAGCUGUGGCACAUCGUUCACCAGUGUUACGGCACUGAGCUCGGCCUCACCAGUGAAGAUGAUGACUAUGUCUCCCCUACUGCUGAACAUAUGAACGGCCUGCUGCCCGGAGAGGAGCCGGUCUCCGUCACUGACCUGCUGGAUCUGGGAUCAGUGCCGGUGGCUCCAGCGAACUCCUCUCCACCCUCAUCUGCCUCAGUUCUUCCAUGCGCUUCAGGAUCUUCUCCACCCUCCUCCUCGUCCUCCACUCAGCCUGUGGAGGUGCCGUCUACUCGGGCAAGCAUUGACCCAGAGCCCAGUCCACCCAAUUCCCAGACCUCACUACCCCUGGUCACAAACACUGGAGCUGCCCCGGCCUCAGCGAUUUUAAAAGAAGGCGGGGACAGCCAGUCAGAAUCAGCCAAUCACUCACUUCAGUCUCCUCCCUCGAUCCCACACAACCUGGGAAACCUCUCUUCAUUGGAUAUGACCAAUGAUGAGGACCUCCCAACUGACCCCAGCAAUUCCUCUGACACUCAGGAAGAGAGUGAGGUGGAGUCCUUCUGUGCAGACCUCAACGGCCGAUUACAUAUCAAUACAGUCGUUCGCAUGAGUGUGGACAAACUCCACGAUCUUCUGUUCUCCGACACGCACUUCAUACAGCACCUUUUCUCACAGCGUCACUUCACUGAUCUGUCAGUGCACGAGUGGCAGCAGGACAGCAGCAGCGGAAGCAGCAGUAGAGUUCUGAGUUACACCAUCGCCAUCAACAACCCGCUCGGCCCCAAAACUGCACCUGUGGUGGAAACACAGACUCUCCACAAGAGCAGCUCCCGGAGCGAGUGUUACGUGGUGGACUCGGAGGUCAUCACCUCAGGCAUCCCCUACCAGGACUACUUCUACACUGUACACAGAUACUGCCUGACCUCUGUCAACAAGCACAAGAGCCGCCUCAGGGUCUCGUCUGAUAUCUGCUACAGGAAGCAGCCCUGGAGCCUCGUCAAAGCUCUUAUAGAGAAGAACACUUGGAGCGGCAUUGAGGAGUAUUACAGACACUUGGAGAUGGAGGUGUGUAAGCUGGAGACGCUCUUGCAGACGGAGGUUACUGUAGUGAGUGCUGGAGAAGUCCCCUCGCCAGACUCCACCAAGACGCCUCCCGGCCUGCGCAGGCGCAAGCGUACCUGUCCCAGACGAGCAGGAGAGCGGGACAGAGACAGAGAGGCAGCUGGAGGAGGAGAACGGGGAGACAGAAUCACAGAUGAACGGGACAGGAGGGAAGCCGGUGGUCAAUAUGUGAAAUUGGGAGAGAGGUGGCGUGGAGGAGGCGGCAGCAACAACAACAGCAUUUCAACCAUCCUGCUCAUCGUCAGCUUCAUUUUGGUGGUUCUAGUGGCUCUAAAUAUGAUGCUGUUUUAUAAAUUGUGGGCGCUGGAGCGGGCCGCACAUACGCUGGAGACCUGGCACUCGUACUCAUUAACUGACAGUCCUCUUCCUCAGUCAGCAGGAGAGUGGGCUCAGGUCCUGCAGCUCCAGAGGCAGUUUCAUCAGGCCCAGAUGAACAAGUGGCAGCAGAUCUUACAGUCGUCUGUUACACUUCUGGAUCAGAUGAAGCAGUCUCUGGAGAAGCUCCACAGAGGAAUGAUUCCUCCUGAGGUGCAGCAGGAGUCUGAUCCUGAACCGGACACACUGGCAGAUCAGUGACCCGCAAAACACACACAUCACACAUAGGAGACGGUGCGGUGCGGUGCUCAACUCAGUCGGGUAUCCAGGAGCAGCUACAGGACUGUAUAAAACCCACACACCAUCAACAUGAACAUCAUAAACUCUGGGUCUGAAGCAAUAACACACACACACGGGAGCGUCGGUCACUGCAUCAUGUACUGCGUGUCUGAGCUGAACUUGUAGAAAUUUGCAAUUGAUUGUGGACCUUUUAAAAGAUGUGGAAAAGAGGGAAACGUCUUUCUCUUCUUCUGGAGGACUCGAAUCAACCUUCAGUCUGCUACGAGACGUCAUUUCACUUCACAACAGAUGUUUUUUUUUGUUUUCUUGUGAGAGAAUUGACCGCUUUUUUCUCGCAUCUUGUUUUUAUUUGUCAGAGCGGUUACUGAACCUGUUCAAAAGUGUGUCAGACCAUUACAGUAUUUAUUGAACAGACUUGAACUAUACACGUGUUUCUGCUUGAACAAGGACCAAUGUAGAGUUUGGUGGAGCGACUGGUUUUAAAAUCAGUUCCCAUUUUAGCAAUAAUCACAUGGACAAAUUGUAAAGACAAUUAGAAGUUAAGCUAAAAGAAAGAAGUCGAAUGGAUAACUGUUACUUACUUGGGGUAGAGAGAAUCAGAGUGAUGAUUGUUUUUAUUCUCCCUGAUGUUUUUAGUUAUUAUUUCUCUUUAAAAGCCCUGUGUAUUUAUGAUUGACCGGUGAGAGGAGCAGGUUUGUGCCGUUGAGGUGUUGGGGAAUUUGAGUUUCACUGGAAUCAAACUUGAAUUGUUUACAGUUACUGUUAAGCCCAAAGUUACUUCAGUUUUUACUCUUACACAAGGAUCAAUAGCAGUAUAUGUGGGUGAGUUUUAUCAUCAGAGCAGUAUCUGCGUACUGUACAUGCACUGCUCGAUUUUAAUGUUUAUGUGCUGUUAAUGCACAUUAUUUCAAUUUAUGUUCAUGCUUUGAACUUGUUUUGCACUAGUUUGUUUGCAGUGUUCAUUUUGUCAACAAAAAGGGUGAAAAUGCUUGUUUAAAAUAGUUUUUUCAAAGAUUUCACUCGCGCUUAUUACUGAUGCUUAACGCCUCACGAGUCAUGACUGAACAAAGGGCGCCAACGUGAACGCGCAUACUGACGAAGUUUUUCAUCACUUCAUUUUCUUUCAUGGCUUUUAACUCUUUCCUGCAAUCUCUUGAUCCUGUGUUUUUGUGCUGCAGUGGACGGGGUUAAACACGUGGAGUAAGUUGUGCGAUAAAUAAGGGAAACCAUGAUCGGUGACGACUGUUUCUCUGCAACAAGUGAGUGUCAGAAGCGUGAAGUUGCUCAGCGCCAUCUUGUGUACAAGAGUAUUUAGGUUUUUUGUUAAGCGCCAUAUAAUGUCAGGGCAAUUCGUCUCAUCUCUAAGGAAAGUUGGUUGAUUAUAAAUGGCAAAAAUCACUCAAAAAAUUACGAAAAGUGAGACGGUCUUAAAAGCUCUUAAAAAAGACGAAGAUGACAGGGAUAUAGAUACUAUACCAGCAUGUAAUACUGUUGACGAAAAAGGCAAACUAAUAUGUAGUCAAAAAGAUAAAAACUAGCCAUCAUUAAAUCCACAGUUCACUCAAAAAUGAAAUUUCUAACAUUUACUCACCAUCAACUUAUUUCAAACCAGUUUGAGUUUUUUUGCGUUCCGUCGAACACAAAAGAAGAUAAUUUGAAGAAUGUUGAAAACUUGACAUCAAAAGUAGGAAAAACUACAACUUUGGAUGUGAAUGAUUGCAUAGUUUUCAGUCACAUUAUUGGCGCAGCAGACCUAUCAAGUUUGUCUGUUCAAUCCACUCUAUGUACGUUUUUCGUCCGUAUUUUCGUUGACGAAAUUAAUGCUGUCCGCAAAGUGUGAAAGCUGAACAGUUGGUUGAAGAAAGAACCUUGAAGAUGACAUGCGGCUGAUGAGUGAAUGGUUUUCAACUAGUAUAAAUAAGUAAAUGUAAUUUUUAAACACUGGACAAGGAUGAAUCUUUCUAGUGCGCAUGUGCCGGCGACUAUUAAGUGAAGUGCACUUUGAAAGGCUGUGCAUGUCAAAAAUGAAGUAAACUUUGGGCUGAACGUUUGUGAGAACUCAGUCCCUCCUGAAGCUGGAGGUUUAAGGACCAAGCAGAACUCAAGGAUUGACAUCAACAUUUCACCGAACGCUGGGCCAAUCUCAGAACGCUGAACCUGUCCGUUUGUUUCACCUCCAGAUCAAAAGAAUUUUUUUUUGCAUUGUCAAUUUUAUGACAAUUUUAAUUCAUUUUAUUCAAAUCAUUAAUAUUUAAAUGAAAGUAUGAGUGUACAAAUAUAUUAAUACUCCUCAAUAAUGGGAAGAGUGAAUGCAAAAAAGAGCUAAAUAUUUGUUCUGUUCAUUUUUUAUAAUGACAGGCUUUGUGAGAUUUACCCUGAGGAUUAGAGUUUUUGUUUGUUUGUCUUUUACGUUUCAUUAUUUCAUUUGAAGAGUCUGUUACUGAUGUCCCCUGUCCGACCAUUUCAUUUUUCAUCUGUGUAUUUGUCGUCUUGCUGUCCUUCUCAGUGAUCUCUCCCUCCUCUUGAGUAUCUGUCUGUCUGUCUAUCCGCCUGUCUGUCUGUCUGUGGGCGCUGCUGUGCAAAGCCCUUGCUGAGUGAUGAAAGUGUGUGCUAUUUAUUCUGAUCAGGGAGGGAGAGAAUGAAGGUGGGAUGUAUUGUAUAGACACGAUUGUAAAGAUGACUUGUGAGUCACAAAUGUACAAUAAAAAAUGCAAAAAAAAAAAAAACUGUCAUUUUAGGAGUGUAUUGAUUGAUAUAUUAUAUUUUAGAUAUGUU
Messenger RNA from Danio aesculapii, 6531 nucleotides. RefSeq names its product GRAM domain containing 1A (gene gramd1a). Gene Ontology annotation, biological process: intracellular sterol transport. Lineage: Eukaryota; Metazoa; Chordata; Actinopteri; Cypriniformes; Danionidae. The coding region runs from base 1006 to 3717 and encodes 903 amino acids. The record is from RefSeq and is a predicted model, not a curated record. Gene Ontology annotation, cellular component: endoplasmic reticulum membrane; plasma membrane; endoplasmic reticulum-plasma membrane contact site. The transcript is spliced from 21 exons. Gene Ontology annotation, molecular function: sterol binding; sterol transfer activity.